This is a messenger RNA of Polychytrium aggregatum, 1942 nucleotides long. RefSeq names its product major facilitator superfamily domain-containing protein. The transcript has 4 exons. Lineage: Eukaryota; Fungi; Chytridiomycota; Chytridiomycetes; Polychytriales. The record is from RefSeq and is a predicted model, not a curated record. The coding region runs from base 1 to 1644 and encodes 547 amino acids. Gene Ontology annotation, cellular component: membrane. Gene Ontology annotation, molecular function: transmembrane transporter activity. Gene Ontology annotation, biological process: transmembrane transport.
AUGUCCGCCUCCAAAAUCGAAAUCACAGAUGCCGACAAGACCGUCGAGUCUGUCGAUGUCAAUCUCGACUCGGCUGCCGCCGUCGACCCCGACAAGCCCCGGGUGCCUGUUACCCGUGUCGAGUUCAUCGGCACGCUCUUUGCCCUGAUGAUGCUCAUCUUCUCGGCAUCGCUCCUCGGUACCAUCAUCGCCACGGCCCUGCCCUCGAUCGCCAACCAGCUCAACGACAUGAACGACUAUUCCUGGGUCGCCACGGCCUUCCUGCUCACCUCGACUGCUGUUCAGCCCGUUACCGGUGUUCUCAGUGACAUUUUCGGUCGCAAGGCCGUCGUCGUCGUUGCCGCCUUCAUCUUCCUCGCCUCGACCAUCGUCUCCGGCUUCAGCCAGUCCAUGAUCAUGCUCAUCGUCGCCCGUGCCGUCCAGGGUCUGGGCGGCGGUGUGAUCACUGCCAUCGUCUACAUCGUCAUCGGUGACAUUGUCGCCCCCAAGCUACGCGGCCCCUACCAAGGCAUGAUCGGUGCCGUCUUUUCCGUCGCCACCGUCAUCGGCCCCGUCAUCGGCGGAUACUUUACCGACAGCUCGGCCGGCUGGCGCUGGUGCUUCUUCAUUGUCGCGCCUUUUGCCCUCAUUGCCCUGAUUUGUGUUAUCUUCCUGAUGAAAAUUCCGUCCAGCCCUGGCUCGCUCCGCGACAAGAUCCACCGUCUCGAUGGCUGGGGAACACUGACGGUGUCCGCUGCCGUGGUGCUGAUGCUCCUCGGUCUGACCUGGGGCGGAAACACCUAUCCCUGGACCUCGGCCACGGUCCUGUGCCUGCUCAUCUUUGGCUUCCUGAUGCUCAUCGUCUUUGUCGUGGUCGAAGCCAAGGUGCCCCGCGAGCCCAUGAUGCCCAUGGACUUGUUCACCGUCCUCAACUUCAACGCCAGCAGUGUCAUUGCCUUUGUGGUCGGCUUCCAGCUCUAUGGCUUCAUCUACUUCAUUCCACUGUACUAUCAAAUCAUCCACAACUACAACGCCACCCAGGCCGGCCUCUCGCUGCUGCCCAUGGUUCUGACGCUGUCGAUCGCCUCCAUCGUUGCAGGCGUGAUUACUUCCCGCUUCGGCACCACCCGCCCCUUCGCCAUUGGCGGCAUGGCCCUCCUCACCAUCUCCAUCGGUCUCCUCAUGCUCCUCGACGAGAACUCCAGCAUCGUUGUCGAGUACGUCUACCUCGGCUUGAUGGGUCUUGCCAUGGGCCCCACCAUGCAGACCAUCACCCUUCUUGUUCAGGGCUCGGUUCCGCCGCACCGACUUGCAUCUGCCACGGCCGUCAACACCUUCUUCCGCACUCUCGGCGGUGUCUUUGGCGUCACUCUCUUCGAGACCAUUCUGACAACUCGCUUCCAGUCGGCACUCGUCGGUCGUCUUGGUCCUGCAGCGCUGCAGGCCGGUGGAUCGCUGGACCCCAAGGCGAUUUGGACGCUCCCCGUUGCCAUCCGCACCCCCGUCAUCGAGUCCUUCAUCGAUGCCUUCCAUAUGGUUUGGCUCGUCGGCUGCUGCCUCAUGGGCUUCGGCUUCCUGUUCUCACUUAUCCUGCGACCCUUGACCUGGGAUGCCAAAAAGGAUACCAAGACGGCCACGAGCGUCAAGGACAUCGAAUCCAAGUAACCGCACCCAGUCUCCAUAAGGCACACCUGAUCCUCCUCCUCCUCCUCGCCUCUCGGCGAUAUAUGGUUACUUGACCAUCACAAGUCUCUCCUGCAUGUUUGCAUUCGCAUGAUUGUGUCAUCCUUCUAGCUAGAGACACUGUGGCCAGCAGGCACAUUUGCAAAGUCUCCCUCCCUUCUUGUUCCCAGCUCCUCAUGGUGCCUCUUGACCAAAGUUGGUCUGCUGGCUCGGUUGCCCGACUCUGUCUCUACAGGCCACUACUCUCACCUCAGCUCGUACACACAUCCAUCAUGCAUUC